AUGCAGAAGAAGAGUGGUGGUGAAGGAACUGGGAAAGGGGUGUUUUCAGUGGCACUAGCAUUGGAUGGCGCGUUGACUUGGGAUGUGCCUCCUCCGGUUGAAGAAGAUGGGAUCAUUAUUGCCAAGACAAGCAGAGCCAACGACAGUGAGGAGACACUGAAGGAGAGCGGUGACACAAAUCCCAAAGAGAAUGGCGAUGUUACGCCUGAGGAAGUGAUCAAAGCAAGGCCUGUAGAUUUUAGUCAUGCAUACGAGGGUUGCAGGAUAGCGCUGUCUGGUGCUUCCCGUGACCAUUUGGUCAAGUUUGUGAAGCAGCUGCUGUGCGGACUGUGUGUGGAAGGCAGGGAUGAGUGGCUGCCAGUGUUAGUGGACAUCGCACUGAGUGCUGCACAGUGCCUAGACCUGUCUGCAGCCCGCACGACAGGGAUCGUGGAUCCAAGAGAAUAUGUCAAGGUGGAGUGCGUGCCCGGCGUGAGUGAGCCCAAGGAGAGCCAGGUCAUACAUGGCAUGGUGCUGCGGAAGAACAGGGCGCAUCGCCGGAUGCAGUCCAAGUUGCCCAAUCCGCGGCUGCUGCUGUUGUCAGGUCCUCUGGAGUUUGAAACCUCAGCAACGACUUUGUUGCAGCUCAACUCAGCAUAUCUCAGCAGGGGUAAGGAGUACCUGGAUGCUGUGGCCAGUAAGAUUGUUUCUUGUCGGCCAGACGUGGUGCUUGUGGAGAAGAAUGUGGCAAGGGCUGCCAUCGAGAAGCUCAAUGAGGAGGGCAUCAUACUUGUAUACAACGUGCAACUACCCCAGCUGGAAAUGUUGGCACAAUGUACAGGAGCAGAGGUUGUAAAUCUGAAAUCCGUAUCUGAGGUGAAGCAGAGCAGCAUGGGGCGCUGUGAGGAGUUUGCUGUGAUGGAUGUGAUACGCAAGCCCACUGUGGUGGGGGGCCGCAUGAAACGGGCCGUCCUCCCCCCCCUCAUGAUCUUCAAAGGCUGCCAGGUGCCCUUGGUGUGCACGGCUGUGCUGUACGGCGAUACGCCGGAGCAGCUGGACAAGCUGUCGCGGGUGGUGAAGCAAUCCAUCUUUGCAGCAUACCACAUGCGCCUUGAGUCGGCGUUCCUUGCUGAUGAGCUGUCGGUCGCAAGCUCAGCGAUGGCUGCUGUUGCAGAAGGGUUCCCUGUCGAUGCUGGGCUGGAUCUGUGGCGUGACAUCGGCCACGAGUUUGUGUGCAAGUCUGUGCAAGGCGUUGCAAAGUGGCGCUCCAGCAGACCCAUUCAUUCCCUAUCGCCACAUGUGUCCGGUUGGUGGGCGUCAGAGGCGCGGCACCACAUCUCCCAAUCGAAAGAAUAUGUCACGCCAGUGUUCAUGGGCCGCAAGCGCGACCCAGCGGCAGAGGGAGAGGAUGCAUACGGGUGGGAAGAUACUGAUGAUUCAGAAAACCCAUGGGAAGAUAAUAGUGACUUUGUCUGUGACGCGAGGAGCGACGUGACAGAGGAGAAGAGAAGCGAGGUGGGUGAAAAGAAUGAAGAAGUGGGUGAUUGGAGGCCAAAGAGGAACGGGGUGAUCUCGUUGUUUGGGCAGCCGGCGGGGGGUGCUUUGGGUAAGGCGCGGAUGGGCAAGCGUAGCUUGUCAACUGGGUGCCUGAGGGGUUUGAAGUCUGGAGGUCAGGAAGAGGCAGUAAGCCCUGAGCACAGGCCUUCUGCGGAGAGUGCCGAUGCUGAUCGGUUGGCGAUGUGCGAUGGGGAGGAAAUGAGGACACGCGAGCAGGUAGGCAGUUCUGGGGAGGUGUCGACGAGCGGGAGGGUGCGGAGUAAGGUGCUGCACGUGAUGGAGGAGCCGCUGAGAUUCACUUCUUCAAUCGCCAUCAGGAAUCAUCGCCGGGGGUUGAUGUGUGAGCCCCACCACCUGCACAGCAUCGACUUUUAUGACAGCGACAGUGACCGGUCGCUCUCCAGUUUCCUCAUGUCCAUCGCAGCUGACUCAGAGAAGCGCUGUCCACAUGACUGUCAUGGCGGCAACUCGUCCCAUGUGCGCACCUUCCUGCAUGGCGGCAUGCGCAUCACCAUGUCGGUCGUGUCCUUGCCCCCAGACAAGGAGCUCCAAAAUUCGGGACAACUCUGGUUCUGGGCCCGACCCAAGGGCUUGGGCAGGCAGCCUCUGGCCACAGUCCGCCGUGUCCUACUGUCCCCUGAUGCGAUGCGGGUGUCCUUUGGGGCGUUCCUGGACCUGUCGUGCAACUCCAAUUUUCUGCAGGUUUUCGACCGACAGCUGCACCUGGAGUUUGUGCGGUAUUUUGGGUAUGGCCGGACAGUGGCAUGCGUGUACCAGGACCGGUUCCAGCCGUACGAGCUGCACAUCCCUCCGCGGGAGCUGUGCUACAGCAAUGACAACCAGCUGAUGUGGAUGACUGAGUGUGGCAAUGAGCUGAUGCAGGAAGCGAACGAGGCCUACACUGCAGUAGAGAAGGCCCUGCAGGUGUCGCAGGAGCAGGCAGGCGAUGGGCAUGCAUCGCGUGAGAGCUAUGUGCACAAAACGCUGGUGAGGGACAUCCACCAGGAGCACACGGAAUUCACAGAGAAGCUGAAGAGGAUCAUACGGCACGCAAGGAAAGGCGGCGUGGACAAGCGCUCCAACCUGGUGAACUUCGACGAGGUGCUGCUGGACUGCGCCCUGGAGCUCAACGGCCUGCGCAAGGACCUCGCCGUGAACGUCCUGGCCUGGGCCAAGUUCAUGUCAGACCCCACCCAACAGAACCCGCCAACCGUCAGCUCCAAGGCCUCCGACCUGGAUGCCGACCUGCUGCCGCGCAGGCAGUCCGAGCCGCUCCCACAGACGCCCAAAGACCCGCCAGAGGCACCGCCGAUUCACCGUGAGGGCACGGAUCCGCCUCCAGAUGCCGAAUCGGUGGCAGGGGCGGGAGGUGAUCGCCAGGACUCGGUUCGCAACGAAGAUGGAGGCCCGGAGGCGAUCGAGACUCGGAACAGCGGUGGGGAAGGGUCGGCGCGGGCUUCCACGCCGGAGGGGGAGUGCAUGGUGGCGUCGCACAGGCUGGGCAGCGCCGACGGCCCCCUGGACAGCACCAGCGACCAACCGGUCGGCAGCGAGGCCUCGGAGCUCGGGGAGGAUGAGGGCGGCUGGGUUCCACUGCGGUCCCCCUUCGCUGAGGCGCCCUUCCUGAUCCGGCCCUUCUCGCCGGACGGCGUGGGGAUCGACCGGGGCGAGGAGGAGGGAGGGGGGGCGAGUCGCCGGCGCGACCUGAUGGCCACGCCCCCCGGCGAGUUGCGCCGCGUGGGCGCCAUCCCCCCGAUCGACACGGCCGGCUCGCGCAAGCUGCUGCACAAGAACUCCAGCGCCAGCAACCUGAUCGACAUCUUCAACUCGGAGGCGGAGAAGUUUCGGGCAGCGGGGGAGGCCAUCGGGGAGUCGUCGUCCGCGGACGGCGGCGACGGCGGCGACGGGCCGCCCUCGCACCGCCGCUGCUCCUCCGAUCCCUUCUCCCCGCGGGAGGAGCCGCUCGUGCACCAGCUCACCCGUCGGCUGGUGUCCGGAUUCUCCUCCUCGGACUUGGCCAACGGCGUGGACGGCGACCUGAAGAGGAAGUCGGAGCCCGUGCCGGAGUUGGCGCGGCAGGUCCACCCCCUGGAGGUCAAUGCCAACAACUCGACGCCCUUCCUGUCCAGGGCCAGGUCGCACAAGUCGUCGGAGCCCGGCAUGGUGCCCCUCAGCGUGGGCCAGGUGUUCCUCAACGGCCGGUCGCUGAUCACCGCCGGCCAGUGCACCUCCGGCGGCGACGAAGUCGUCAUCCCGGUCUUCGACGACGAGCCGGGUUCCGUCAUCGCCCACGUGCUGGCGUCGAUCUCGUUUCAGAAAAAGCUGCAGCAGGAGGUCGCGGCCAUGCAGGCCCUGCACUGGUCGGCGGGGGAGCGGGCGGAGCCCCGCCCUCACGAGCGCCGCAGUAGCUGGGACGGAAAACCCCCAGCGGAAGGGCCCCAGGGUACCGGGAGGCGGGCCAGCGACGGGGUCGCGAGGGUGCCGCGCAGCGACGCCGUGUACUGGCACCCGGCGCACAUCACGCAGCGGUUCGAGGACGACGCGCUGGAGAUGAUGCCGCUCAGCAAGGCAAGGUUCGACGUGGUGGCGUACUUCGCGCCGCAGUUUGCCAAGCUGCGGAGCAGGUGCAUCCCGGGCGGGGAGAAGUCGUUCAUCAUGAGCCUGUCGAGAUGCAAAUUGUGGAGGGCGCGGGGAGGCAAGACCAAGGCCUACUUUGGCCGCACCAUGGAUGAGCGUUAUGUCAUCAAGAGCAUGUCUGCCAUGGAGCGGGACUCGUUUCUGAGGCACCUGGCACCAAACUACCUGAAAUACAUCGACGAUGCCAUUGACGCUGGCCGGGAUAUCUGUCUGGCCAAGAUACUGGGCAUGUUUCAGGUGUCUCUGAAGUCACGGACAGAAGAGUGGGAGCGCACAGUGAUCAUCAUGGAGAACGUAUUCUACGACCGCACCUGCAUACGCAAGUACGAUCUCAAAGGCUCCAAGCGAGGGCGGGACAACCCCGAGGCUGAAAGGAGCUACAGCAGGGGCGAGGAGGCCGUCUUUCUCGACAACGACCUCCGGCGCCACAACCUGCAGGCUCCCCCCCUGCUGGUCGACCAGCGCAACCUUGACUGCCUUCAGGACGCGCUGAACCGCGACACCAAGUUCCUUGCCGACCUGGCCAUCAUGGACUACUCACUCAUCCUGGGCCUGGACAAGGAGCGCACCAAGCUCGUGGUGGGCAUCAUCGACUUUGUGCGGGAGUACACGCUGGACAAGAGGUUCGAGACUCUGAUAAAGUCGAGUGGCAUACUGGGCGAGGGGGGCAGCGAGCCGACCAUCAUCAGUCCGAAUGCCUACCGCACUCGAUUCGUCGAGGAAAUUCGGAAGUACUUCACGGUGGUGCCGACGCAUGACGACUGGGAGGCCGGGGCGCCCAGGCGGGGGGCCGAGGCGGCGGUGUGCGACGGUUGUUGA
Messenger RNA from Ostreobium quekettii, 4992 nucleotides. Lineage: Eukaryota; Viridiplantae; Chlorophyta; Ulvophyceae; Bryopsidales; Ostreobiaceae. The record is from the annotation of a GenBank genome assembly.